CAGCUGAAUCGAUCGAACGAACGAGUCUGCGUGUUAGCAGAGGCGCCAUACGACGUCCUCAUACGCUUCUUCGUCACUGACGAAUUUGUUCAUCGUAGUAUUGCCGGUCGUGACGCUCUUGGAAAUUUUUCUUUGAAAUAAGAGAAAUUUCUUCAAGGAAAAUUUCUAACAUGCCGUCAGUGCGGCGGAUGAUCCUGGGGCAUGUCAUGUCCGGACUAUAUACGAAACUUAAUCGUACGAAAAAAUUGCGGGGUGAUUUAUUAGAAACACCGAUGAAAAGAUGUCUCUCUACUUUCGACAUUACUUUGCUUGGUGUCGGGCAUAUGGUCGGAGCUGGAAUCUAUGUUCUAACAGGAACGGUGGCUCAUGAUUUAGCUGGACCAGGUGUAGUUCUCAGCUUUCUUCUAGCCGGUAUAGCUUCAUUGUUAGCUGCUCUGUGUUAUGCCGAGUUUGGUGCGAGGGUACCUAAAGCUGGCAGUGCUUAUGUUUAUACUUAUGUUUCUAUCGGUGAAUUUUGGGCCUUCGUUAUCGGUUGGAACAUAAUAUUGGAGCAUAUGAUUGGUGCUGCAUCCGUGGCAAGAGCUUGGAGUGGUUACGUCGAUUCCUUGGCAGGAGGAGCGAUUAGUAAUUAUACUCAUCGUUUAAUGGGUGGUUAUACAAUGGGAGAACCACUUGGUACAAUGCCGGAUUUCUUGGCAUGCGGUUUAUGUCUUGUUUAUGCAAUGCUCCUAACAUUGGGAGUGAAAUGUUCAGCAGCCGUUAAUUCUCUCUUGACUUUGGUUAAUUUAGCUGUCAUGAUACUGACGAUCGUUUUGGGAAUUUAUUACGCAGACAUCUCGAAUUGGAGCAACGAAAACGGUGGAAUUUUUCCAUAUGGUUUUAGUGGCGUACUUGCCGGCGCAGCAACGUGCUUUUACGCUUUCGUUGGCUUCGACUCGAUUGCAACAUCCGGAGAAGAGGCACUUGACCCAGGACGAAGUAUUCCGUUAGCAACGAUUCUUUCAAUGGCUAUUGUCACUAUUGGAUAUGUGAUGGUUGGUGGUGUUCUUACAUUGAUUGUACCUUACUGGAACAUCAACCCUACUGCAGCACUUCCUGAAGCUUUCGCAUCGAGAGGUAUACCAUGGGCUAAAUAUGUGAUUAGUAUCGGUGCACUUUGCGGAAUGACAACGACUCUCUUCGGUUCGCUCUUUUCCUUACCAAGAACAAUGUAUGCCAUGGCAAAUGAUGGUCUCCUUUUUGGUUUUCUCGGUUAUAUAAGCAAUCGUACUCAAGUACCAGUUCUCAAUUUGAUGAUUAGUGGAAUUUUUAGUGCGUUGAUUGCUCUUCUUUUCGAUUUACAACAUUUAGUUGAGUUCAUGUCUAUUGGUACUUUCUUGGCGUAUACCAUCGUGUCGGCUAGUGUCAUAGUACUCAGAUAUCGUCCUGAAAAAAAUACACCUGCUGCUUCUACUGCCGGUACACCGAGCAGUCUAGCUUCACCACCUACAGAGGGUGCAGAUUUUAAUAGUGAUUGCAACAGCAUUGCAUCGGCUGAUGCCGAGCUUCUGGAUUCCAGCGAAGGUGUUGGAAAAUUAAAACCACGAUACAGUUGGUUAGCCAAUUUCUUAGGCAAUUGUGAGCCUGGAACAGCCGUGGCUAUUACUGUAACAAUUUAUACAACAGCCAGUGCUUCACUUUGCCCGCUUCUAAUACUAUUGUUCCAAUCAUCUUUUGAAUCUGCAUGGAACGAUUACUUUGUCUUGGUCAACGUGAUCAUUCUUAUAAUCGGUACUUUGUUAGUGAUUGGUGCACAUCGACAAAAUCCACCAAGUGGUAAAUUUCAAGUACCGAUGGUACCUUUGAUUCCAGCUUUAAGUAUUCUUUUCAAUGUUGGUUUGAUGUUUCAUUUGUCUUUAUUAACUUGGUUACGAUUUUUCGUCUGGAUGAUAGUAGGAAUGCUUAUUUACUUUUUGUAUGGUAUUCACUAUAGUAAGGAAGCAGUUAGUCCAAAUUCAUAUUCAGUUUUAAUGGCUAGUUCGGAAGCAGUAAGAGGUGCUAAAUGGGGUGCAAUGUUACGCGUUAAUCAAAAAGUUGACAAAGUACCUAUUCUUGACGAGAACGAACAUUAAAACUAGUAUUACAAGCAAAAGGUUUAAAAGUAGACAGUAAGUAUAAGUGUAGUAACAAUGUGGAAAAGAAAAAGAGAAAGAAAGAGAAAGAGAGAAAGAGAGAGAGAACAAAGAUAAAAAAGUAAUAACAAAGAAGAUAUAAAAAAAAAAGUAAACUACUUUAGGAAGGUUUCCAAUUCUUUUACAAGAAAGAAGUUAUUUUAUCAUAGACGUUAUGUAUAAUCAUAUGAAUGAUUAUUUUUUCAUAGAAAGUUGAAAACUAAAGAUCAAAGAACUUGACAUUUUUAAAUGCAAAGAAAAAAAUAGUCUUUGUGAUUCGAGAAACUACAAAAAGAUUUUCAAUACAUUGAAUAUGAUGAAUUUAAUUUUCUUUCGAUCAGGAUUGUGCUUUUUUAGAAUUGACUAGUAUCCGUAUACGGUUGUAAAUAAUGGUGCUUUAAGUAAUGUAUUUAAUGAAUCUAUGUUUUAAGAUCUCCUCGUACCAAUUCGUAUAGAUCAGCUUUGAUGAGACUUUCAAAUCUGUAAGACUGGUAAUUUUUGCUAAUACUUAUCCUGACGAGCUUGCAGCGAAUCUUUCAAAAUAUACACUAUAUCUAUAUAUAUAAAUAUAUAUAAAGUGUUAGAACAUUAAUUAGAUUACGAGGAAGUAUAUACAUUAAAACAAUUAGUCUUCUUUAUAUUUAGUUACGCACAAGUUUGUUAAAUGGUACAAAAUAUGCUUGUAAUAAUGCUGAUUUACUGUAGUUCUAUUUUUAAGAAAAUAUAUUACAAAUAUUAUAUAUCUAUUAUAUAUCUACAUAUAUAUAUAUAUAUAUAUAUAUAUAUAUAUAUAUAUAUAUAUAUAUAUAUGUAAAUUAUUGCAAAGUGGUUACGAGGAUUAUUAAUAAGAUUUUUGUUUGGAAGUAUCCUUCUUUUGGUUUGUUUUAUAUAAAAAUGAUUAAAAACGAGAAAUAUUGUUUUGAUGAUACAAUGAUAGAUUUCAAUUGGCACUGUGGAAGAUGAUGUCAUGUUAUCGAGUUGACGCUUAGAUGCAAACGUCCCGAUAACAAUUUUCAUUUGAAUAUUUUCUCUACAUAAGCGUACAUAGGUAGGUCAAGAUGAAAAGUCGAAGACAAUGAUAUAACAGCGAAAUGAAUAAUAAAUAUGUAUCUUCGAUAUACUUUUACGUUUGCAUCUAAGGGCUGAGAAAUGGUGCCUUGGGAACGAGUAGACUAUUUAUAAAAAUAAGAUUUAUGUAUUUAAAAAAAUGACAAUAGAUUUCGUCCGUAAUACGACGAUUAUUAAGAUUAAGAUUAUAAUUGGAUUUAACCGAGCAAUUUGCUAUUUUCAUGGGCGUUUGCAAAAGGGAGAGGAUUAGACAAAAUGAACGAAUACUCUCCGUCUCGUGGGACAAUGAAAGUAAUAUUUUUUUGUAAAUAUGUCUUUUUGUAAAAAAAAACAAAUCUCUAGAUAUAAUGUUACAGUACAAACUUCAAUCAAAACUUAAGUUUGCUUUUUUCCUAUAAGUAAAGAAAAAAAAAUUAAAUAAAGCACCUCUCCUUCCUACGUCAACUAAUAAGAGAAUGAUUAUAUUUGUUGCUUUUUUAUUGUAUACAGUUUCCUUGAAAUAAUCAAUAACAAAUGCUUUCUGUUGCAAGGACAAUUUUGUUCACCAAUGUUAUUUAUUUAAUUAUUUAUAUUAUUUAUUCUACUAUAAAAGUUAAUUUAUAAUAAAUUCAUUAAUCGUGUAUAUCUAUCUAUAGAUACACACACACACACACAUAUAUAUAUAUAAAUAAAUAUAUAUAUAUACAUUAUACUGUCUACAUGGUUUUCUGCUUUGUAGAUGUAAAACAGAUCAUCUGUUAUGACGAAUAUAUUGAAUCAACAUUAUACGUGGAUAUGGUUAUAAUUAAUUAUGUACUACCAUCGAAGUGCCAUAGAGUUAUGUAACACUUGUAUCUUUCGCUUAGAUGGUAGUAUAGCAGAGACAUAAACUUAUUGAAAUAGUUAAUCGAAAUUAAAAGUUUAAUAAGAUGUGAGUAUGUGUUUAUAACGACAUGUUAUUAUAGAUUAUUAUAGAAAGUAUACAAAAAUAAUGUAAUCUGAUUACUGUACAAAUCGAUAUAUACAAUAUGAUGUUAGAUGUAAGAUAACUCCAACAACAUAACUCCCUACUUGCUGUUCUAUGAUUUUCAAAUUCUUUGUGCAAUAUUUCUACUAUAUUUAAAAAUUAAAAAUAUUUCAAACAAA
Molecule: messenger RNA, 4343 nt
Organism: Vespa crabro (European hornet)
Lineage: Eukaryota; Metazoa; Arthropoda; Insecta; Hymenoptera; Vespidae
Product: cationic amino acid transporter 4
Exons: 9
Coding region: 171-2111 (646 amino acids)
Biological process (GO): transmembrane transport; amino acid transport
Cellular component (GO): plasma membrane
Molecular function (GO): amino acid transmembrane transporter activity
Source: RefSeq, a predicted model, not a curated record